AAUAUGAAUUUUUUUACAUAUAUAUGUGUUAUACUUGCAAAUAAUAAUUUUAUCCCCUCCCUUAUUGAUAAAUUAAGUCUAGCCGGGUACCACAUUUUGAAGAUUUUGAAGGGUGCCCAACACCUUCCCUUUGGAAUAAUAUAAACAUUUUUCUAGAAUCUAAACUGGUUUUUCGCAGAUUGAAACGUGAGUCAUACAUGUCAUGCAUCAAAUAGAUUUUCUUAUUUUCCUUAAUAAAUUAGGUGACGACUCUAUAUAAUAAUUAAUCAUUUUAGAGUUUAUAUAUUAUACUUUAUCUGACCUCAAUAAAAAUGGCAUAACACAAUUUAUCCUUUAGGUCCAUUAUGACAGUUAACACUCUUGGCGGGAGUUGUUGUUUGUCUUGCCAUUCCCAAUAUCCACAUGAAGUGACCUACAUGUAGUGUACAAAUUCGGUCAUCACAUUUACAUAAUAAUUUGCAGAAAUACUUAUUGUUAAUUUGACCAAACAAAGUUUGUAUACAAACAUCCAAUUCUCAAAUUAAUUUACAACUUAAUUUGGGUCUUGGACAUUUGUAGAACCUUGCAUUCAAAUCAGUCCAAGCCGUCAAAUUUGGCGCAUUGAGACCACAAUGACAUCUUCUUACAUACGGUGCUUUAAGUGAAUUGAUAGAGGAUUCUAACAUUGCUUUGAAAUCUAGAGUUGAAGAAAACUUCUACUUAGCCUAUGCACGAAUGAAUAAGAUACGAAACCACAUGCAUACUACUAUUUUAACUCAAACAAAUAAAUAAUUUUUCCCAAGUCUAACAUAAUAGAAAAUGACCACCAUAUACAAGACAAAAUUCUCAAAAGAUUACAAAAAUCCUAACCCAUCCCAAUGCACAAAUCAAUCAGACCCAAAAUCACAUGAAUACUACUAUUUGAACUUAAAUAAGCAAGUAAUUGAUUCACUAAUCUAACAUACCGAAAGAUUACGUAAAUCUUAAAUCCUAACAAUGUUGCUUUGAAAUCGUAAAAUCUGAAAAUGCUUCAAAAUGUAGAGAUGAAGAGAGUUAUCUGAAGAAUUUGUGGGGUCUUUUAAUGGGUUGGGUCUUUUUAAUGGGUGAUUUGGGUCUUUUAAUUGGGGUGGGGUGGGUUACUUAUAUGGACAGGUGGGGUGUGGUGUUUACGUGAACAUCCUAUAUGGCGUAAAUUAAUAUAUAUAGGAUGUCACAUUUCAUUCCGUCAAACGAAAAAGUAAAACUGACCCAAUAGUAUAACAAGAGACAUAGUUUUAAGUCCAAAAAUAGUUAAAUGAUAUAUUUGACCUAUUUCAAAUAGUUAAAGGAUAUUUUUGGCCUUUUUCUUCUGUUUGAUGUUUUUGAAAGCUUUCCAAAAUAAUAAAAUACAUGCAACUCGUGUUUGAACAUGACCCGAGUUCCUUUUUUUCUUUUCUUGGGUAAUUGACGACCCGAGAAUACUACUUGCGGGUUCGUCUAUAAACAUCGCAAUGCUUUGGAAAACUCAAUUGCCCCUCCUCCGUCUGUCAUUGAAUGAAUGCAGAAAGGGAGGGACUUCAUCAAAGCAAUUCGUAGAAGCUUCUUCACUCUCCAUAGUAACUCUCCCAUUUCUCAGAUGGAUCAAUCAACGCGUUACUGUUACAGCCCAACUUUGAAAUGGAACCCUAAGGUUGAAGAAUACUUCAUCAAAGCUUACGGAGCUGAUCAUUUCUCUCGGAUUUCUUCUGCUCUCACGCGCCCAUCAUGUUACUCUUGUAUCCGGGUGAAUACGCUCAAAUCAACAAGUGAUGCUGUUAUCGAGAAGCUUUUGGAAAUUUUUAAGGAAAGAGGAAUGCACGAUAUCGCAGUUCAAGAAUCUGCUACUACAUGGGAGACAGAUAAUUGUUGUAAGGCAACCUUAGAAUGCACUGGAAGUGCAGAAUCUCUUAAGGCCAUCAAAAUUAUCUCAAAGUGUCAAUUUCCUGGCUUGGAUUAUGUAGUUUUUGUUAAAGGUUCAGGACCGCAUGCUAUUCAUUAUGGGGACAAUGAAGGCAAACCUCUUAAGGAGGUAAUUGUGAGCCGAAAGUGUGCAGAGGCAGUUCUUCGUGGUGCCCAAGUUUAUGUGCCUGGUGUUUUGGCAUGCAGUGCUCAUGUUGAAAGAGGUGAUGCAGUUGCAGUUUCAGUUGCUGUGGAACAGUCUGGUCCAGAUGGUGGAUGGGGUAUUGCAAUGACACGCGGGACUGUUCUACAAGGAUCACAAGAAGAUCCUUAUUAUUUUGAAAGAGAUGGCUUCUACAUUGGCCAAGCAACAGCAAUGAUGUCCAGAGCUGGGAUGUUUCGUGUUACUGAAGGAGUUGCAGUGAAUAUGAAGGAAAGAGUAUUUAGACUACCCUCCUUUUAUGAUUUGCUUGAGGGCGAGAUUUUUCUUCAGAACCUGCCAAGCAUAAUAACUGCACAUGCCUUAGAUCCUCAACCGGGAGAGAGAAUAUUGGACAUGUGUGCAGCUCCAGGGGGGAAAACCACAGCCAUAGCAAGCCUAAUGAAGGACAAAGGGGAGGUUGUUGCUGUUGACAGAUCUCAUAAUAAGGUGCACCUUCUGAACUUGACAGGGACUGAAGGUGUUAGGAUACUCCAAAGCUUAUUGAAUGAACAAUUUAAGGUGAUUCAUUUCUUUGCUGUUGAUGAUUUUGAACAAACUGUUUCAGCCCCAAAUAUUAUUCACCAUAGUGAAAUACAUUUGGUUGAAUGUGAAUAUGGAACUGAUGCUGAAUCAAAAAGUUGUUUUAGUGAUAUUGGUAAGUCAAAUGAUGAUGAAUAUAACUUUGAAGAGUUAGAGCUAAUUAAGAUGCAAAAGACUAGAAAAGUAAAUGAGAAGCUCAGUCAUUACAAAGAACUUUAUCUCUCUAUAACCUUCAAGGACUUGAAUGAGGCAAGAAAAAUUGUGAAUUUGUAUGCCCUUGCAAAUGCUAAACCUAUAAUAAUGGAAAAAAGUAACAUAACAAGAUUAAGGUAUAAAUGCAUAAUUGGUUGUCCAUUUGCCCUUCUUAUUUCACAAGAUGGUAAGGGUCCAGGUUUUAAGGUUAAAACAUUGAAGACAUACCACAAUUGUGAGAAUGCAUUUAAAAAUUCUAGAGCUUGCACAACUAUUUUAGCACAAUUUUUCAAGAGUAAAGGUGCAAAAUAAUCCUUAGUACAAGCUUAAAUAUAUGAGACAAGACUUGAAGGAUCAAUCCAACUUGAAUGCUAAUCUCAUAAAGUUGAAAAGGACCAAGAAGAUGGCCCUACAAAAAAAUACAGGGCAGUUUCUUAGAUGAUUACAACAAAAUAGUGGCUUAUGCAAAUAAGAUUAGGUUGAGCAAUCCUGGUAGUGAUGUUGUGAUCAAUUUAUCAAAGGAUGGGUUGGAACAAGGUAAAAGAAAGUUUCUCAGAAUGUACAUUUGCUUCAAUGCACUGAAGUUAGGAUGGAAGGAAGGUUUGAGACCCUUUAUUAGACUAGAUGAGACCUUCUUGAAGGGUCAAUGCAAGAGACAACUAUUGGUGGCUAUGGCACAAGAUUGUGAGAAUUGUGUCUACCCAUUGGCAUGGGCUGUAGUGGAUAAAAAUACAACUAGGACAUGGACAUAGUUUCUACAACUUCUGAACAAUUCAUUGAAUCUAAAAGAAGGUGAAAGUGUUACUUUAUGUCUGAUAUGAAGAAGGUAACUAAUUUCUUAUAUUUAUUUGAAUAAAUUUGUCCUCUUUUUAUAACAAUUUAUAAUUAUGUAUUUACGUAUUUGACAUGUACAGGGACUAUUAGAAGCAGUGAAUAAUGUCCUUCCUUUGUCUCAUCAUAGGUUCUUUAAGAUGCUUUGAUUAUUUUUUUCCUCUUUGAGUUAGUU
Molecule: messenger RNA, 3836 nt
Organism: Solanum dulcamara
Lineage: Eukaryota; Viridiplantae; Streptophyta; Magnoliopsida; Solanales; Solanaceae
Product: rRNA (cytosine-C(5))-methyltransferase NOP2C-like
Exons: 8
Coding region: 1517-3142 (541 amino acids)
Biological process (GO): RNA methylation
Molecular function (GO): RNA binding; methyltransferase activity
Source: RefSeq, a predicted model, not a curated record